GUCAAGAUUGGCAAAGGACUGGUGUUGCUGAACGCAGGUAAAAGACCAAGCCACAUCAAAAAGGAAUCAUUUAUCCUCGGAAGAAAGCAGAUACUGGGAUGGGAACUGGCAAAGGUUUUCGCGCGGAAGAAGAGCCACAACAGCGAGCAUUGGAAGAAGAGCAUCAUAUGGAGCAGGAGCACUCUUCUGCCAUGUCGGACAGUGAUGACGGCUCCCCGCUCAACCUGUCAGGAAGGGGACUCUUUGCGAAGCGCCGUCGUCGGGGCAACCUGCCCAAAGAGGCGGUGCAGAUUCUCAGGAGCUGGCUGUACGAGCACCGCUUCAACGCCUACCCCUCCGAGCAGGAGAAACUCAGUCUUUCCAGCCAGACCAACCUCUCCGUGCUGCAGAUAUGUAACUGGUUCAUCAACGCACGCCGUCGCCUCCUUCCUGACCUGCUUCGAAAAGAUGGCAAAGACCCCACCAAGUUCACAAUAUCCCGCAAGUUUAACGCCAAGGGUGACGGCCACUCCUCCACUGGGGGUGGCAGCAGCUCCCCCGAGUGCCACUCUUCCACCGGCUCCUCUCAACAGCGCCCGUCUGUCAUUCGCUCUACUCCUUCUUUGGACCUCAGUGUUCUUGGGAACACCGCUACUGCUAUACUGACGGGAGCAGGCUAUCCCGGGAAGGAUGGCUCAGUUCAGGCGCUGAUGAGGCUGGACACGCAAAGUCUGCUGAGGGAGGCGGAGGAGCAGGGGGCCAACACGUCAGCUAGCCCAACCGGUGGGCUGUUCAACACACCUCCCCCGACUCCCCCAGAGCUCUUUCCCACCCAGGACUUUAGUGAUCUGAGGCUUCUGGUUGAUGCAGCUCUACAGAGGGCAGCAGAGCAGGAGAACCUGCAUAGGAUCCAAGAGAGUCAGACCCUCAAAGAGACUGUCAAGGUCGAGGCGCGAAGUGACAUGGGCCCCACACCUCCACCUGAGGACAGUCAGCAGGUCUUGGAUCCCUGCAGAGUGCAGAGUCUGAUGGAGAAGGCUAUGGCAGUACCAACUGUCACUACAGUGACACCUGUACCAGCUCCAGCUUCAGUCUUGGUUUCUGCCCCGAGGCUGCCUCCCCUGUCCAUGACCAAAGUCAUUUGGAGUCCGUUGGAAAAGGAUGGUGUCCGGGCGUCCAGCCCGAAGCAGGUCAUCCCAGCCCACGUGCCAUCCUUGGUUGCAGUGCCCGACUCGAUGUUUGGGCAGCUCAGUUGUGAAAAUCUUGCUGCUCCAGAUGCAACUCCAGGCUCAAAUAGUCCUCAAAGUGCAUCACUGCCCAUGACGAGGCCCGCUCCGGUGCUAUCACCAAUAAGUUCUACCUCCGUCACCGCCACAAGCCAGGCAUCACCACCAGAGGUUCGGCUUGUUCCAUCUGCCCCCACUCCAACCAUCGCCUCGUUCACAGCCCCAAGAACUGUCCCUCUUUACCUGCCGUUCCACAAAUCCCAAUUUUUUCCAGUGGCCUUUCAGCCGCCUGUGUCUCCCCCCCUUGGUCCCUCCCCAGUCUCUACCUCCGGCCAAGCUGCAGCUCCUCAGCUCUUGCAGUCCUCAAGGUCAACAGUCCCGCCUCACCUUGGCUUCUCUCCCCACCUCCCCACCAGCGCUACAAGCAGCAGUAGCACACAGAGGAGUUCUGCGGUGGUGCCAAGCGUUUGGAGCAUGGUCCAUGCCGACACCAGGCAGCCCAGUCGCCUCCAAGUGGUGAAGCCUCCCAUCACCAGCGCAGUGUGGGGCCCACAACACACGGCCUGCACACAGUGAAUGGAACUGGGUGCUUACCUUUUUUAUGGCUGUAAAAAAAAAAAAAAAAGGAAUGUAUUUUCAUCACCACUCCUUAUGAAAAGAAGCAUGUGCCUGUGAAAUAGAGGGCUUUGUUUUAGAUUUCUGAAUGUUUUGGUUUAUUUUAGGCUGCUGGUUCAUGCAACUUGUAUUUGUUUUAAGUGUUCUAGAAUCAAGCAGCUGCUGGUAGCAACUCCUUCAUGCCAUUCAAUGAACAUUCCAGGUUCAUUGUAGUGCACCAGUUUUUAUGCAUUUUUGCGUGUAAAGGUCUCCAACAGCACAGUUUGCAUCUUCAGUAGCAACUUUUCUUGAAUGUACAAAAUGUAUUAUUUCCUUUUUAGUUACAUUAGUUUUUAUUCCUUAUCACACUAACAACAUAGUCCUCAUUUUUACAAAUCAAGUGAUUUGCUUUCAUUUUAUGUUUUUUUUUUUUUUUUUUUUGCCACGGGGUUGAGCUGGAGAGAAUUGUUUAACAAAGCAGUUUGACUGCUUUUUCUUGCUACCGUUCAUCUCUCUCAACCAUCUCCUUGUCUUUAUUUUCUAGCCAAAGGGAUUCCAAUUAUUUGUCAUUGCGAACCACACUGUUGUGGUUCUUUUUCAACCGUAUUAUUGUCUUAAUCUGUAGUGUACAGUUUGCUGGGCUUGUAGAACAAAAGGAGGUCACAUUGGAUCUUACCAACAUCAAUGUUGGUGUGAAAUUGAGCCGCCCGAUGACAUCAUGCUGUUUUUUUGGGAGGGGGGGUUGACUGAAGCGACGCAUUUAAGUCAAAUCUUAUAUUUCCAGCCAAUAGGGAGUCUUUAGUAUUGGUCUUGUUUUCGAAAUCCAAAUGUCUUUACAAGGGUCUUUUUUCCCCUCAUCUGUGCUUUAGAAAUGUCAACUCAUUCAUGAAAUCGUAGUUUCCAUGAAACUGUCUUAGGAAAAACUGCAAUAUAUUUGCGUGUGGCUGAACUUCAUAGAAAUACUGUAGCAGGAGCGUGAGGUCUGUAACCUGUUUACCAUAGUCCUUGAACCAUGGCCAGUUUGUCCCCAUUGAGGUUGCAAAUGCAAAGAGCCGGAGAUGAUGUACGCAUGGGUGUAGAUGUUAUUUUAGACGUUGGUCCUCCUCUCCGCCAGUACGUUCACUUUAAAUCUCAUUACUGUCGCUCGUUUUCAGGUUUUGUUGACGUUGUCAUCUGAUGUGCAUGUAUACCUCAUUUUACACAGGUCACAUCGGGUUUAGGUUUUACGUAGAGAACUGAGUAUUAAAGUGAAAGUGCUAUUUUUGUACAAUUACUACUAUGUGGUUUCUGGAGACGAGAUGGAAAAAAUAGGCUGAAUGUUUUUAGGUAGCAUGAUUUUGUAUGUUUUAGAUGCUUGACAUUCCAAUUGGCUAAGAUUGUAACGUCUGUAAAUAUUUUCAAGUUUGAGAUGUUUUUAGUUUGGUAAUGACAUGAUACUUAUCUCAAAGAUUGUCAUUUCUUCACUGCCAAACAUUCCAAAAUCUUCAUGUUGUGAACCAUGACUGACCGUUAGCAGUAUGACGGGCUUCUGUGCCUUAAACCUUCGAGUGAGGGAUUAUGUGCCCUUUUUUUUGUUUGUUUGUUUUUUUUGUAUUGUACAUGAGCUUAAUAGUUUGUGCAAUAUACGCCUUAAACUUAAGUGUGUUUUGUAUAAGCAUUUCAAUGAAAUAAAAGCUCAGUUUUUCAUACAUUCUGCAUGUUUUGGUUUUUUGUUGUCCUUGAAAGGAAACAGAACCAGUCAAAUGUUUGGACUCACUUUUGCACGAGCUAGUGUCCAAACGUUUGACUGCUUCUGUGUAACUGUUGGAUGACUUGUUUUCGCAGCAGACUAAUUCUAGGUUGCCAGCUUAAUGUCCAAGUGAAAUUUGUUGAGAAAAUAAAAAGAAUAAGCAUUCUGGAUUCGUAGUGUGUAAGACCUCCACUUGCCUGUAUGGACUCCCUACAGCAUUUUGGGAAGGCACUCUGGUGAUGUUACGGAGGGGUUCCUGGGUGAUCUGUUUGACCAUAAAAUAGGGGUCCUGAUGCUGGGUUAUUACCCUCCUCUUCCAUCUAUUUUGGCCUGUCUCCUGGUAUCUCUUCCAGAGGCCCGUUGCACAAGAAUAGGAUAAGGGAUUCAUCCGGGAUAUCUUGGUUAUCCUCGCUCAACUUAUCCGUGAUCCGGUUGUACAAAAGUUGGGUAUGUUCUGGCAUAAGGUACAAUGGAAAUGUAUUGUGUGACGCUAGCCUGCUCCAGACCAGGCUCAGGUCCAGGAUCCAUUUCAUCUCAUCCCUUAUCUCAGUCAGCAGCCAACAUAAACGGAAACCAAUAAUUGUUCCACUGCCCACUACGCAUUAUCACAUUCAACUACACCCACUCAUUAUUUUAACAUUUG
Molecule: messenger RNA, 4171 nt
Organism: Dunckerocampus dactyliophorus (ringed pipefish)
Lineage: Eukaryota; Metazoa; Chordata; Actinopteri; Syngnathiformes; Syngnathidae
Product: proline-rich protein 36
Exons: 3
Coding region: 99-1781 (560 amino acids)
Biological process (GO): regulation of transcription by RNA polymerase II
Molecular function (GO): RNA polymerase II cis-regulatory region sequence-specific DNA binding; DNA-binding transcription factor activity, RNA polymerase II-specific
Source: RefSeq, a predicted model, not a curated record